Messenger RNA from Exophiala oligosperma, 2073 nucleotides. RefSeq lists its product as uncharacterized. The record is from RefSeq and is a predicted model, not a curated record. NCBI's taxonomy places the organism in Eukaryota, Fungi, Ascomycota, Eurotiomycetes, Chaetothyriales, Herpotrichiellaceae. The transcript has 6 exons. Bases 657 to 2006 code for a protein of 449 amino acids. Gene Ontology annotation, molecular function: FAD binding; monooxygenase activity.
AUUGGAGUAUUUUUUGCUACACCAAAAGACGAUCUGACUGCUGCACAUGUAUGUGUUGUUCCACAGUCGAAGUCGUGAACUCAUCGGCUGGUGUUGGACAAUAGGAGUUCGCCAAUCUACCAGUCAAUCUCUCUGGUACGCCAUGCUGUCUCUGGACUCCGUCGUACAUUUUAUUCCAUGCUCCAGGAACCAAGACGCACGUCCUAGGAAAGAUACCCACCCCCCACGCAGACACGCGAAGAGCAUACAGCUGCUCCAGACCGCGGGAGAUGUCGCUAGGCAAGCAUUCGAGGUCCAUACAUGAUCCUACAUAGUCCCAUCAGAAAUACAAAUGAGGCGGUUACCAAAGGGAAGCCCAAAAACAUCCGAUGGUACGUUAGCCGCCAUACGGCGGAUAAUGCACCCUUCAAUCGGCUUGCAACCACAAGGCAUCUGCGGGCACGAUACCAGCCGAUGGCUCGAUCUCCUUCAUCAUGUGGGAUUAUUUUUAUUGAUAAGGCGGCUUCUUGAGAUCCAGAAUUGGUUUUUAAAUAAUCUCGAGAGCCAACUAUUUGGUCUAUUCCAUCUCACCUUUCACGAUACGAAGAAGCGUUGAGAUCACUCUUGAUCCCAAACCCAUCACACCAGGUCAAAGUAUUCCUGAACCUCAUAUCAACAUGGGCUCUAUUUCAGAAUCAUGGCGCAGACUUUCUGUCGGAAUUUGUGGCGGCGGUAUAGGUGGCAUGUCGGCUGCCAUCGCUCUUCGUCGGUCUGGCCAUGAUGUUACCAUUUAUGAGAAGCACGACUUUGCUGGAGAAGUAGGCGCCUCGGUAUCCUGUGCGGCAAAUGGCACACGGUGGCUUCACGAAUGGAAUGUGGAUGUCGCCAAAGGAGACCCGGUUGUGCUCAAGAAGCUCAUCAACCGCGACUGGAAAACCGGCGAGCCCGUGAGUGUGUAUGAUCUGGAUGACUACGAGGAACGAUGGGGCUAUGUGUACAACAUGUUCCACCGGCAGUAUAUGCACUCAAUGCUAAAAGAUACUGCCCUACAAGAACAAGGAGAGGGUGUGCCGGCAAUCUUGAAGGUCAAUCAUUCCUGUGAAGAUAUCAACCUUGAGACAGGAACGAUCACGUUUCGCAAUGGUGUUACUGCACGACAUGAUCUGAUCAUUGGCGCGGAUGGUAUUGGCUCGGUCGUCCGCGGGAUCAUUGGAGUUCAGCCUGAGAAGACUCCGUCGGAACAAAGUUGUUUACAUGCAAACGUUACAACGGAAGAGGCUGUGAAACUUGGAUUUGUCGAUUACUCACAGGACAGUGCUUUGGAGUACUGGGGUGGUCAAGAGGGCAAAUGGGACAAGAUCGUACUGUCUCCCUGUAACGGCGGCAAAUUAUUGUCGUACUACUGCUUCUUCCCUCGGGACAAGGGUGAUUAUUCCACUCAAACAUGGGGUGGCGACGAUCGGCCUGUCGAGGAGCUUUUGGCGCCAUACCCCGAAUUGGACUCGCAUGUCCUGAAUCAUCUCAAGAUUGGCAAAGAAAUUCGGCCAUGGCGGCUGUGGGUACACAACCCCUAUCCCUACAUCCACAAGAACAUGGUGUGUCUGUUGGGAGAUGCUGGACAUCCGAUGAUGCCUCACCAGUCGCAGGGUGCCUGCAUGGGCAUUGAAGAUGCCGCAGCACUCGGGAUUCUUUUUAGCAAGAAAUUCUUCAGAGGAGACAUUUAUGAAGCACUCGCGGUCUAUGACCAGAUACGAUUGCCACGAGCAACGAGGGUACAGGCCGCUGCUGCAAAGGCUGCGUACAAUAUUAAUGAGCGAAUUGGUUUCUCGAAUAACAAAAACAUUGCAACGUACAAGGUGGAAGAUGAAAAGAAGAAACUGACGAUAGAAGAGAUGAACUCAUACGAUAUGUACCAGGAUAUUGAGGAAAAGCUGGCUGCGAGGCGAGGCGAGAAGUACCAAGGGAAAUGGAUGGACGGAUUGCCGAUUGGUUUGGAACUGCCGAAUGGUGUAGUUAUCGGCGCAUGAACUGGUGUAUGUUGUUAUUGUUGUUGUUUCUAUGAGUAGAUGUCUGUACUCCGUACCCAAUACUGGC